This is a messenger RNA of Pararge aegeria (speckled wood butterfly), 3298 nucleotides long. RefSeq lists its product as uncharacterized. Gene Ontology annotation, biological process: regulation of transcription by RNA polymerase II. Gene Ontology annotation, cellular component: nucleus. NCBI's taxonomy places the organism in Eukaryota, Metazoa, Arthropoda, Insecta, Lepidoptera, Nymphalidae. The transcript has 9 exons. Gene Ontology annotation, molecular function: RNA polymerase II cis-regulatory region sequence-specific DNA binding; zinc ion binding; DNA-binding transcription factor activity. The record is from RefSeq and is a predicted model, not a curated record. The coding region runs from base 192 to 1907 and encodes 571 amino acids.
UAUUAAAAUACAACGCUGCUACGCUGGGGGCGCCAUUAUCAAAGCAUUACAAAAAAGUUUACAUUCCAAUCAUUAUAUUAUCGCUAUAACAUUAAAACAUUACGUUACGUUUAGUAACGCGGGGAGAAGCUAUUUAAUAUAAGCAUGGAUUGUAUCAAUGCGUUAACUGACUGGGUUAAUGAAAUGACAAAAUGGCACCGACGCCUCAGAGCGAAGACGUCCAAAGAGCACCAAAGCCUAUUCAGUCACUCAGUGUCGCACUGACUUUCGUCGCGCGUGGUCGCAUUUGUGUUGCGAGAAUGCCGAGUUGCGUAGUGCGAAAGUGUACUAAUUCCGAUAAAAAAUCGAACAGGAAAAAGGAUGGUGUGUCUUUCUUUCGGUUGCCCGCCGAGCCCCAUAGAAGAAAAUUAUGGUAUCGCUUGAUAAGAAGGCAGCGGGGCGAUCCGUUGUUUAAAGCGAAAAAAUCCCAUAGAAUUUGCUCAGCGCACUUUAACGAUACCGACUAUUUUGUGACUUUAACCGGUUUGCGUAAGCUGUAUACAACUGCAAUACCUCACCUGGUCGAUUCCGUCGCGUCAGGAGCCAGUAUCGCGUCCGACGAUGAGAGCACGUACAGCGACGACCACAUCGACGACCGCGUCGACGACCCAGCAGAUGACGCAGAUGUCUCCAAUUAUUUGGUGUUCGAGACUGAUCCAAAAGCCACAGUCAGCCCACCUAUCGGGUCGACUGCAAUUAAAUCGGAAUACGGGAGCCCUAGGUACAUAAUCGUCGAAGGUACCGCUGGCGGGGAACGCGGAGAAUUAGAAGAGGUAGUAAUAAAGGAAGAAGUUACCGAAGAAGAGGAGAAGCAAUGUCGUCUCUGUCUCAGUUUUGGCAGGAGAAUGCAGGAGUUGGGUGACCUAGCUCACUUUUAUAGAAAACUGGUGUUUGAGAACCUUUACCAGAACUCCACCAUCCCCCGCUUCAUGUUCGAGAUGCUGGCGUGCUGGGAGUGCAUCGCCGAGCUGCGCAGAGUGCGACGCUUCCAACAGCGAGUGCGGCGCGCAAACGAGGCCUUCGAGAGCAACCAGAACCUCAGCUGCGACAGCCUGUCAAACCUAUCCGUCGUAGCCACGGCCAAAGUGGCAUCAGGUUCUGCAACAGAUCAGCCGACAAGUAUAGAAGAUUGCGCGCAGAUAAUAAAAGAGGAAACUUGCGUAGUGAAUUUCCAAAAAACCGCUUUAGCAGAUCCUCUGGCCUUCAACAAAGAAUCAGUGAAUCCGAAGAAGAAAGUAAGAAUGAACCAAAAAGAUCCGAAAAAACGAAAUAUCAGAAAAUCCUCGAAGAACCUGGCACAAGUGAAGAAGACAGCCGUUAAACGUCCAGUAACCGAGAAGAAGAAACCACAGAGCAAACCAAAACGUGCAAGAAUAGAAGAUAAUGCAGCAGAGAAACCUGAAGAACCUUCAACGUCAACUGAAGAAAGAGUUUCUAGCGUGAUUAUAGAUUCUGAUACAAUUUUCGGUAAAGUGAAAAUAGAGUUUGAAGAAUUGCAGAACAUUCUAGAGGAGAGACGGAAGAAGGAAACGUUUGUGAAUAUGAAGUACAAAUGCGACUCUUGCGUGCUUGGUUUCUCGAAUGAGAAUCGCUUGCAGGAGCACAACACAAAUUUUCACAACGAGGAAGCUGGCAGUUGUCCAUGCGACGUUUGCGACAGGAGGUUCAGCGACGAGAUACAACUGUCUGCACACUAUCGCACACAUUUCGUGAAGUUUGUGUGCAAACUGUGCAACUUUGAGUGCUUCACGAAAACCGGACGGGCGAUGCAUUUCAAACGGCACCAGGGCGUUUUAGAGGGAAUAGAUGCGAAUUCUUUAUUGUGGCAAAAGAUUACUUCGCAAGCAACAGCAAGUUCGUGCGAGUAAGGUACACGAGCCAUACGGCUUGCAACGUUUGCUCGCCUUGAUCUUCAUUUAUUUGGUAUUUAUUUAAACAUUCCUAGAAAGAACACUGUCAACUUUUUAGUCUGUAAUUUGGCCGUUACUCUAUUACAAAAAGAACACUGUCAACUUUUUAGUCUGUAAUUUGACCGUUACUCUAUUACAAAAAGAACACUGACAACUUUUUAGUCUGUAAUUUGACCGUUACUCUAUUACAAAAAGAACACUAUCAACUUUUUAGUCUGUUAUUUGGCAGUAACUGUAUUACUUAAAGAACAUUGUAAAAUUUCACUAUGUAAUUUGGCCGUUACUGUUUGACUUAAAGAACGCUGUCAACUUUUCACUCUGUAAUUUGGCCGUUAAUCUAUUACUUAAUAGUUAUUCUAUGUCCGAAGUUAAUGUAAUUUUUUUUUGUUUGUAAAUUUGGUGGUAAUAGCUAAAAUACAACCUUCUUGAAAGAAAAACGUCAAUUUGUUUGUAAUUUCGUAAUUUGCCAGUUAGUCUGGCCGAAAGAACAAUAUUAUAGCAUUUAUUGUAUUGCCAAAACAAUAACGUCUAAUGAUCUUGUUAACAGGAAUUCUAUUGCCCUGUUGGCAAUAUAAUUCUUUGACAAUUUUUUUUUGUUCAUUUGACAGUUACUCAGAGAAUACAAACGAGGCUUAGAGAAUACAAACGAGGUUUUUGUUUGUAAUUCAGCAGUUAUUUUAUUGCCGAAGCAAUAAUGACAACUGGUUUGUGCUAUUUAAAAAAAAAAAAAGGAAAAUUUAUCUUGCUACAAUUUGUUACAUUGGAGUCAUUAAGUUAAGACGAUUACCUAGGUUAAGAAACGAAAAGUUUCAUAAACUCUAAUAAACGUUGUUCAUUAGGAUUUUUCUCUUUCUGUCAUCAGUAAUUUGAUAUUCGAAAGAAGAAGACGAAACAUUGUGUGCUUGUUUAUAAUUUUAUUAUAAGUGUAGAUGAAACAAGACGUUUAAUUUAAUAAAUAAAUAAAUAUUUAUGUCACUGGUUUAACUAAAACCUAUUGUAACAUCUGUCAAACUCUGAUUUUGGCGGGCUGUCAAAUGCUAGUGCUGUACACACAUGCUUUGUCUAAUUUAGGAAUAUAAUUGGGCCGUAAAGUUUCGUAAAUUUUUUCCGGUAAAAUAUAAUACAAAUAAUGUCGUAUUUCAUUUAUGGGUCUUCUUUGUAAAUGCCGCGCAUAAAAAAAAACUACUAACUUCGACAGUCAGUAGUUUAAUUUUUUUUUUAUGUGCGGCAAUCGGUUUUGAAAUAAAAUAAAACGAACAUUCAACCAAUAGAAUUAUCUCAUAAUAUUCUUCUUUUUUUGUAAACGUUAUAAGUAUUUGCAAUUACAAAUAGAACAAACUAUUUUAUUU